CGGAGGUAGGGAUUGAGGACAGGAGGGAAGGAUUGAUGGGUUGAUUAGCAUUGGGAAUACAUUGGUGAACAAGGUAGAUCUGGUCUUUGCUCUCCUGGAACCUGCAUUCCUUUCCUUCCUGAGGGAAGGGAAUCAUGGUUCAGACACUGAAACAAUGAUUGCAAUGUGACAGGUUUAGUGAAAGAGGAGAACAAUGUUAUAGGUGCAUAUUACCAGGGAACCUGGUUUAGUUGAGCAGGACAAAAAGAGUCUUUUUGAGGAAGCAAAGUUUUAGCUGAUAUCUGAGGGAUGAAUAUGAUCAACAGUAGUUGACAAGCCUGAUUACAGAAAGGUAGAGCUCAAUUAUAACUUGGCUUACUAUGGCACAGAUUCCUAUAGGCUGUGAGUCAAAUAACAAUUAUAGGUAAUAAAACUGAUACAUUUAAUUUGCAACACAGGUGUUAGUCCUGUCUUCCAAUUCUUGUGUUAAUCAGCAAAUAUUUACUGAAUGUCUACAUAGCUAUGUAACUCAGCGAGCCUACUGAUGUGGAGUAUACAAAGAAGCCUGGCUUCAAUUCUGUUGGGGACAAAAGACAUACUCACAUGAGAUCAGAUCAUUCAGGUCAUCAUGAUCUAAGGCCAAAAAUCAAAACAAAACAAACAAAAACUUGCUUGGAUUGACUGAACUACAAUUAUUAUAAGUAAAUAUGGAAAACGAACCAGACCAUGAAAAUGUGGAACAGAGCCUUUGUGCCAAGACUACAGAAGAAGAACUGAAUAAGUCUUUCAAUCUUGAAGCUUCGCUUUCAAAAUUUUCUUACAUAGAUCUGGACAAGGAACUGGAGUUCAAAAAUGAUCUGAUUGAUGACAAGGAAUUUGAUAUUCCUCAAGUUGAUACGCCUCCAACACUGGAAAGCAUACUCAAUGAGACUGAUGAUGAAGAGGAGUCUUUUGUUCUGGAGGACCCUACAUUGUUAAACAUUGAUACUAUUGAUUCCCACUCCUAUGAUACUUCGUCUGUGGCAAGUUCAGAUAGUGGUGACAGGACCAACUUAAAACGGAAGAAGAAAUUACCUGAUUCUUUUUCACUCCAUGGGUCAGUUAUGCGACAUUCACUUUUGAAGGGAAUUUCUGCCCAGAUAGUGUCUGCAGCUGACAAAGUCGAUGCUGGCUUGCCUACAGCAAUUGCAGUGUCCAGUCUGAUAGCAGUGGGUACAUCUCAUGGAUUGGCUUUAAUAUUUGGAAAAGAUCAGAAUCAAGCUUUGCGACUCUGUCUGGGGAACACUAGUGUUGGAGGUCAGUAUGGAGCCAUCUCUGCCCUCAGUAUCAACAACGACUGCUCAAGACUUCUCUGUGGCUUUGCUAAGGGACAGAUCACGAUGUGGGAUUUGGCCAGUGGAAAACUUCUAAGAUCAAUAACAGAUGCUCAUCCUCCAGGAACAGCAAUAUUGCAUAUUAAGUUUACAGAUGAUCCAACUCUUGCAAUUUGCAAUGACAGCGGAGGCUCUGUUUUUGAAUUGACAUUUAAGAGAGUGAUGGGAGUGAGAACGUGUGAAUCUAGGUGUCUGUUCAGUGGUUCCAAGGGUGAAGUUUGCUGUAUUGAGCCUCUUCAUUCUAAGCCCGAGUUGAAAGAUCAUCCCAUCACACAGUUUUCCUUAUUGGCCAUGGCAUCGUUAACAAAGAUACUGGUUAUUGGAUUGAAACCAUCCUUGAAAGUGUGGAUGACUUUUCCCUAUGGACGGAUGGAUCCUUCCAGUGUUCCGUUGCUGGCCUGGCACUUUGUGGCAGUGCAUAAUUACGUGAAUCCCAUGCUUGCCUUCUGCAGAGGAGAUGUUGUUCAUUUUCUGUUGGUGAAGAGAGAUGAGUCUGGAGCAAUACAUGUUACUAAGCAAAAGCAUCUUCACCUCUACUAUGACCUCAUCAACUUCACUUGGAUAAACUCACGUACAGUUGUGCUCUUGGACAGCGUGGAGAAGUUGCAUGUGAUCGACCGGCAGACUCAAGAGGAAUUGGAAACAGUGGAGAUCUCAGAAGUUCAGUUGGUCUAUAACAGCAGCCAUUUCAAAUCCCUAGCCACCGGAGGAAAUGUUAGCCAGGCACUGGCUUUGGUUGGAGAGAAGGCUUGUUAUCAGUCCAUCAGUAGUUACGGUGGUCAGAUCUUUUACUUGGGGACAAAAUCUGUUUAUGUGAUGAUGCUGAGAAGCUGGAGAGAGAGAGUGGAUCAUCUUCUGAAACAAGAUUGUCUUACAGAAGCCUUGGCUCUUGCAUGGUCUUUCCAUGAAGGAAAAGCAAAAGCAGUAGUGGGAUUAUCAGGGGAUGCCAGUAAGCGAAAGGCUGUUGUUGCAGAUCGGAUGGUAGAAAUCCUAUUCCACUAUGCAGAUCGAGCUCUGAAAAAGUGUCCAGACCAGGGAAAAAUCCAAGUGAUGGAGCAGCAUUUUCAGGACAUGGUGCCUGUCAUAGUUGAUUACUGCCUGCUGCUAGAGCGAAAGGAUCUUUUAUUUAGCCAGAUGUAUGACAAAUUAAGUGAGAAUUCAGUGGCUAAAGGAGUGUUUUUGGAGUGCCUUGAACCAUAUAUUUUAAGUGAUAAAUUGGUGGGGAUGACCCCCCAGGUAAUGAAAGACUUGAUUGUUCAUUUCCAAGAUAAAAAGUUAAUGGAAAAUGUGGAAGCCCUCAUUGUACAUAUGGAUAUCACCAGCCUAGAUAUUCAGCAGGUAGUUCUCAUGUGUUGGGAAAAUCGUCUGUAUGAUGCUAUGAUCUAUGUUUACAACAGAGGCAUGAAUGAAUUUAUUAGUCCAAUGGAGAAACUUUUCAGAGUCAUUUCUCCUCCUCUGAAUGCAGGAAGAACACUAACAGAUGAGCAAGUUGUUAUGGGCAACAAGCUGCUUGUAUAUAUUAGCUGUUGUCUAGCAGGCCGAGCCUAUCCCCUUGGUGACAUCCCUGAAGAUCUUGUUCCCUUGGUUAAAAACCAGGUUUUUGAAUUUCUGAUUCGCCUGCAUUCAGCAGAAGCCUCCCCUGAGGAAGAAAUCUACCCCUAUGUUCGGACUUUGCUACAUUUUGACACAAGAGAAUUUCUAAAUGUAUUGGCACUGACCUUUGAAGAUUUUAAAAAUGACAAGCAAGCUGUAGAAUAUCAACAACGAAUUGUGGACAUUUUGUUGAAAGUUAUGGUGGAGAAUUCAGAUUUUACUCCUUCACAAGUAGGGUGUCUCUUUACGUUCCUUGCCCGGCAGCUUGCAAAGCCUGACAAUACCUUGUUUGUAAACAGAACCCUUUUUGAUCAGGUCCUUGAAUUCCUCUGUAGUCCUGAUGAUGACUCCCGACACUCUGAAAGACAGCAGGUCCUUUUAGAAUUGCUGCAAGCUGGAGGCAUAGUUCAGUUUGAAGAGAGUCGGCUCAUCCGUAUGGCAGAAAAAGCAGAGUUCUAUCAAAUUUGUGAGUUUAUGUAUGAACGAGAACACCAGUACGACAAAAUUAUUGAUUGUUACUUACGUGAUCCACUGAGGGAGGAAGAAGUCUUUAACUACAUUCACAACAUCUUAUCCAUUCCUGGACACAGUGCAGAGGAAAAGCAGUCUGUAUGGCAGAAAGCAAUGGAUCAUAUUGAGGAACUUGUGUCCCUGAAGCCCUGUAAAGCUGCAGAGCUGGUUGCUACUCACUUUUCUGAACAGAUUGAAAUAGUCAUUAAAAAACUUCAGAACCAGGUUUUGCUUUUCAAGUUUUUGAGGAGUCUUCUUGACCCAAGGGAAGGUAUUCAUGUAAAUCAGGAAUCGCUGCAGAUGCCUCCCUCUGUUACGGAGCAGUUCAUUGAGCUGUUGUGUCAGUUCGACCCAAACCAGGUUAUAGAGACGCUGCAGAUCCUUGAGUGCUACCGCCUGGAAGAAACCAUCCAGAUUACCCAGAAGUAUCAACUUCAUGAAGUUACUGCCUAUCUAUUAGAAAAAAAAGGAGAUAUUCAUGGGGCCUUCUUAAUAAUGCUAAAGAGACUACAAAGCAAACUUCAGGAGAUAACACAUCAACAUGAAAAGGCCAAAGAGGACCUUUCAUUGAAGGAUGUUGAAGAUACCAUGGUAGAGACUAUUGCCCUUUGCCAGAGGAAUUCACAUAAUUUGAACCAGCAGCAAAGAGAGGCACUCUGGUUUCCAUUAUUGGAGGCAAUGAUGGCCCCUCAGAAGCUGUCUGGUUCAGCUGCACCUCAUCUACACCCUGAAGCUCUGAGAUCUCUGACCAUGCAAGUUCUAAACAGCAUGGCGGCUUUUAUUGCCCUUCCAUCCAUCUUGCAAAGAAUCUUACAGGAUCCAGUUUACGGAAAAGGAAAACUUGGAGAAAUCCAGGGACUCAUUCUGGGAAUGUUGGAUACCUUUAACUAUGAACAAACUCUGCUGGAAACAACUACUAGCCUUCUAAACCAAGAUCUCCAUUGGUCAUUGUGUAACCUGAGAGCUUCAGUCACCAGAGGACUGAAUCCCAAGCAGGAUUACUGCUCUAUUUGUUUGCAGCAGUACAAGAGACGCCAAGAAAUGGCGGAUGAAAUCAUUGUCUUUAGCUGUGGCCAUUUGUAUCACUCAUUCUGUCUGCAAAACAAAGAGUGCACCAUAGAAACUGAGGGGCGGACAAGAUGGACAUGCUACAAAUGCAGCUCAAGUAACAAAGCAGGGAAAUUAAGUGAAAAUUCAUCUGAAAUUAAAAAGGGGAAGACAGCCCCGUCACAGGUAAAAAUGUCUCCUCCUUGUCCUCCAUCCAAAGGGGAUCCUGCUGUUAAGAAGGGACUGUCCCACCUCUUCCAGACUGAUGCCAAGAGCAAGGCAAAUGAAAGAAACUUCUGGAAUUGGACUGCCCAAAUUCAGGCAGCCUCAGAACCUGUUCUGGACCCACAGCAAAUCCAAGCGUUUGAUCAACUUUGCCGUCUCUACCGAGGAAGUUCCCGGGCCCUGGGCUCAAACUCUGAGUACCUGUCUAGAACUGUAGAAGAGAACAGACUGGAAGAGCUGCUAGCAGUCAUGCCCCAGCGUCUGUCUGGGUGCCCCACAGGCCCGUCCCAGGUGUGCUCAGUAACUUUCUCAGCCUGUCCUUCCUUGCCUACUGCCUAUCUCCAGGUGGCCUGUCCAGUCACCCAGAGCAGAAACCCCACAACAGCCCUUUCCCCCAGAGAUCGGGUAGGCAUCUUUUUUUUUCCUCCUCUGUAUUUCUUCCCUUCCCCUCCCCUCCAAACUGUCACUCACAGAGGCCGCUGCAGACCUUCUGUCCUUGCUCCAUGCCUCUGUCUGGGUGCUCACUCCAGACCCCAAUGUCUUGUUACCCUCUUGUUUAAACACUUUCCUGGACCUCUGUAACCUGAAGGUGGAGUCCAGAUUACCACCUUCUCCAUUCCCCAAGUCAUACCUAAAUUCCUGUUCGGCCAGAUUUGUUCUCUGAGCUUAUCCUGAGCUUGCACAGACUGUGUGUCUUUUAGGCCUGGACUCCCUUCUCCCACCCUGUUCUUAUGCAGAUGCCUGGUGGGUGGCUUGGUAGCCCAGAGGAAAACUUGUGUUCCUUCUUUGAGAGUUGGUUUUUAUCCCAGGGGACUUCUCCAGGGGUCUCCUGAAUGUGGUCCAGCAGCUUUAUUGAACUGGCAUCACCUGUGUCCCUUCUCAGCCUCAGCCAAGCUCUGCCCCAGGAGUUGGUUUUCUGGGCCUUCUCAGCAAGAUCCACGGCUUCAAACUGUUGAGCCAUUUUUCAGGACUCCUUGAUUCCAGAUCACAAAGUUACAGAAGUAGAACACAGAAAUGUCUUCUCUUAGGAAAUAGAAAAUAUCUUUGUGGUUGAUCUUUCUACCUCACAGUGUCUGAAUGUGAAAGAACUUUGAGUUUAUGUAACAUCUGUCGCCCGUUCUGUUCCCAGCACUGUACAGAAUUGUUCUUGCGGAGAACUUCACAGGCCGAUGGGCAGCUGAGAGGGUUGUAGAGGAUAAGAAGUGGCACGAGAUGGGGCUCGAGCAGAGCAAGGGACAUCUCUCUGCAACCUGCUUGACCAGCAGUGCAUACACUUGAGCAAGUGUACCUCCUGUGUGUCCUUAGCUGAGUGACUUGGAGCUUCUGAGCCAGUGCUGUGAAUUGGGCCCCACACGUGUCACUGGAUUGCUUUAGAUGAAUUGGCACUUUGAACUUAGAGGUCCUUUGGGUGUCUCUCCAGUUACCAUAAUCCUGGUAGUAAGUUUUCAACAAAAGUGACAAAGGAGACAGGCGAGCCUUGUGCCAUUAGUGCUUGGAUGGAGAGAGAACCCCUUGCCAGGAUCAGAGAACAGCUGCUGGGUCAGCCAGAAGACCGGGUUCCUGGCAGGGUAGGUGAGUAGGGAGCAGGUGAUAGACAAGUUACCUCUAGGGAAGGCACAACUGUCAGUGGCUCAGCUGAGCAGAACUUGCCACAUGGACCUGAGUUUGAAUCCCACACUACCUUUUGCCACUCACCACAGAGUAACUUGGGGCAAGUGAAUUAAACUCUUGGGGCUCUGGGUUUUUUACCCAGAGGGUUGUGGAAGAUUAGAAAUAGUACACAUGUGGGGGCGCCUAGGUGGCUCAGUUGGUUAAUUCUUCAUUCUUGCUCAGGUCAUGAUCUCAUGGUUUGUGGGAUCGAGCCCCAUGUUGGGCUCUGCCCUGACUGUGCAGAGCCUGCUCGGGAGUCUUUCUCUUCCCCUCCACCACUCACGCACAUGCUCGUUGUCUCUCAAAAUACCAUAUUUUUUAAUGUUUAUAUAAGUUUUUAAAAAACAGUACAUAUGUAAAGGACCUGGCACAGUGCCUGGCACCUAGAAGGCACUCAUUACAGUUACCUUGGACUAUCAGAAGUACCUGUGGACUUUGGGUCCAGAGCCUGACAGACUUUGAUGGUUCACUCCUCACAGCUGCCCUGUCCAGGUGAAGGACUUUGGGUGUAAAAUUUGUCUCUUCUGUGACCAUGAGGGCCAGGCUCUCUGCUCCCUACUUUUGCAGAAAGCCUUUGAGGUAAAAGGGAUGGCCCUCAGAGUGACAGUCUGGCUUCCCAGUGGGUUGGUAUUAACCUUACCUAAUCUUUCGGAACAGAGCCACUAACAGAGGGUUUUGCUGGUGUCAUUGGUGGAAGCAGGACUCUAAGAGGACAGGUAGAGUCCCUGAAUUUAAAGUGGCAGCUGGACUCUCCUUUGGUUGCAAAGGAGAGGUCAGAGGCAGAGUGUGGAACAAGCUCUGCUGAGAACCUCAGCUCAGGGCGUGUGUGCGGAGGGGGCGGCAGGGUCCUGUGCUAGCCAGGGUGGGAGUGCUCAGACCAAGGGAGGUUCGGAAUGAGACGUCCCCAGUGCAGUCUCAUCAUUAUUAAAGGAGGAAAUAUGGGCCCUGAAAGUGAAAUGAACUUGCCCGAAGUCACAUUACUUGUUUGUGAGAUGCAACCCUGGGGUCUAUACCCUGCAGCACAGUGCUGUCCCUUGUGUAUUCGAGGCCAAGGAACUGAGGACCCUCCACUCUGUUCCACACCCCCUGCCAAACCCACCCACGUUGUCUUCCCCUACUCACCUUGGUUGAUGUGUG
Molecule: messenger RNA, 7514 nt
Organism: Panthera uncia (snow leopard)
Lineage: Eukaryota; Metazoa; Chordata; Mammalia; Carnivora; Felidae
Gene: VPS8
Product: VPS8 subunit of CORVET complex
Exons: 49
Coding region: 687-5309 (1540 amino acids)
Biological process (GO): endosomal vesicle fusion; protein targeting to vacuole
Cellular component (GO): CORVET complex; late endosome; early endosome
Molecular function (GO): protein binding
Source: RefSeq, a predicted model, not a curated record